AUGGAAAGAUUAUCUCAAAUUGCAAAGCAGGCUUCAGCUUCUGCUGCGCCAUUGCCAAAGCCCCACCAUCCUUUAGACCCUUUAUCUGUUACGGAGAUUAAGGCUGCUACAACUAUUAUAAAGAAUUAUUUUUCCGGUAGAACUAUUGUUUUCAAUACUAUUACUGUUAGGGAACCAACCAAAAAGGCAUACCUCGAAUGGAAGGAACAAAAUGGCCCAUUUCCUCCAAGAAUUGCUUAUUAUGUUAUUAUGGAAAAAGGCGUUCCUGGUAUUAAGGAUGGUUUAGUUGAUUUGGUUAACAUGCAGGUCAUGUCCGUUCAACCAUUAGCUAACUCCCAACCAAUUUUAACUGUUGAAGAUUUAAUUGGCACUGAAGAAAUUAUUAGGAGAGAUCCAAAUGUUAUCGAACAAUGUGGUGUUGUUGGAAUCCCAGCGAGUGAAAUGCACAAAGUUUAUUGUGACCCAUGGACUAUUGGUUAUGAUGAAAGAUGGGGAGCAUCUAGAAGAUUGCAACAAGCUCUUUUGUACUACAGAUCCGAUGAAGAUGAUUCUCAAUACUCUCAUCCUUUAGACUUCUGUCCAAUUGUUGAUACCGAAGAAAAGAAGGUGAUCUACAUCGACAUUCCAAAUAGAAGAAGAAAGGUUUCCAAAUACCCAAAUGCUAACUUCUAUCCUAAGGAUAUGGUCAAAAAGUAUGGUAAGAUGAGAGAAGGUUUAACACCUAUCAAUGUUACUCAACCUGAAGGUGUUUCCUUCAAAAUGGACGGUAAUUUAAUGUCAUGGAAUAACUACACCUUCCACGUUGGUUUUAACUACAGGGAAGGUAUUGUUUUAUCUGAUAUUCACUACAAUGAUCAUGGUAACAACAGACCAAUUUUCCACAGACUUUCUUUGUCAGAAAUGAUUGUUCCUUAUGGUUCCCCAGAUUUCCCUCAUCAAAGAAAGCACGCUUUGGAUAUCGGUGAAUAUGGUGCAGGUUAUAUGACUAAUCCUCUAUCACUUGGUUGUGAUUGUAAGGGUGUUAUUCACUAUUUGGAUGCACAUUUCGCUGAUAGGGCAGGUGAUCCAAUUACCGUCAAACAUGCAGUUUGCAUCCACGAAGAAGACGAUGGUUUACUAUUCAAGCAUUCUGAUUUCAGAGAUGCAUUUGCAACUUCCAUCGUAACUAGAUCAACUAGAUUAAUUAUUUCUCAGAUCUUCACCGCUGCUAAUUACGAGUAUUGCAUCUACUGGAAUUUCUUGCAGGACGGAGCUAUCCGUUUAGAUAUUAAAUUGACUGGUAUAUUGAAUACUUAUCAAUUAGAUGAUGAAGCAGGUGAAACACCAGGUAAAUGGGGUUGUAGAGUCUAUCCUAAUGUUAAUGCUCAUAACCAUCAACACUUGUUUGCUUUAAGAAUCCAUCCAAGAAUUGAUGGUGAUGGUAAUUCUGUUGCCGUCUCUGAUGGUGUUGCUGCUGAAGAACCUGUUGGAUCUGUUGAGAACAUGUAUGGUAACGGAUUCUAUGCUAAAUCUAAGGUCUUUGAAACCGUUCAAGAUUCCUUAACUCAAUUCCAGAAUGGUAGAACUUGGGAUAUUUUCAAUCCAAAGAAGAAAAACGAAUAUUCUGGUAAACCACCAUCGUAUAAACUAGUUUCGUUCCAAUGUCCUCCUUUGUUCGCAAAGCCUGGUGCUUUAGUUUACAAGAGAGCCCCAUGGGCUUCUAAUACUAUUCAAGUUGUCAAAUACGAAGAAGAUAGAUUGUAUCCAUCAGGUGAUCAUGUUCCCCAAUGGUCUGGUGAUGGUAAUGUUGGUAUGAGAAAGUGGAUUGGUGAUGGAACUGAUAAAAUUACCGAUGCUGAUAUCUUGGUUUAUCACACCUUCGGUAUUUCACAUUUCCCGGCACCUGAAGAUUUCCCAUUGAUGCCUGCAGAGCCAAUUACUUUAAUGUUGAGACCAAGGCAUUUCUUCCUUGAGAAUCCCGCAUUGGACAUUACUCCAUCUCAUGCAAUGACUACUUCUGAAGCAAGAAAAGCGGGAAACGUUGAAGUCGUCAGUCAAACCGACAAGACCUCAAGAUAUGCUUUCAAAGAAACACCAGGUCAAGGUUGUUGUACUAGAUUUAGCAAACCUUGA
Pichia kudriavzevii is the source of this 2112-nucleotide messenger RNA. RefSeq lists its product as uncharacterized. Gene Ontology annotation, biological process: amine metabolic process. Gene Ontology annotation, molecular function: quinone binding; primary methylamine oxidase activity; copper ion binding. Lineage: Eukaryota; Fungi; Ascomycota; Pichiomycetes; Pichiales; Pichiaceae. Bases 1 to 2112 code for a protein of 703 amino acids. The record is from RefSeq and is a predicted model, not a curated record. The transcript has a single exon.